AUGGGACUCAUAAACUGGAGCAGAGUUAUAAAAUUUGUUUUUACCCCGACUUUCUAUUUCAACGAAUUGACCUUUAGCAGCAAGUCGUUGAUGUUCCUCAUUUAUUUUCUUACUACGUUUUCCUAUUUCAACGAGUUGAGCUUUAGCAACAAGUCGUUGUCGUUCCUCCUCUUUUUGAAUUCGACGCUCUUUUUCUCGGCGGAGACGUUGUUUAGCUACCUCUUUUUUACCACCCCGUUCCUCAAUUCUCUCGCGUUUUUGUCGAUGAUUGCCGCCGAUAAGACCAAAUCCAAUUGGUGA
Molecule: messenger RNA, 300 nt
Organism: Meloidogyne enterolobii
Lineage: Eukaryota; Metazoa; Nematoda; Chromadorea; Rhabditida; Meloidogynidae
Source: the annotation of a GenBank genome assembly